Alnus glutinosa is the source of this 1857-nucleotide messenger RNA. Its product is annotated as protein FAR1-RELATED SEQUENCE 5-like. The record is from RefSeq and is a predicted model, not a curated record. Gene Ontology annotation, biological process: regulation of DNA-templated transcription. The coding region runs from base 274 to 1857 and encodes 527 amino acids. Lineage: Eukaryota; Viridiplantae; Streptophyta; Magnoliopsida; Fagales; Betulaceae. The transcript has 2 exons.
UUUUUUUUUUGAAAUUCAGUUUUGAAAUUCAGUUCAAGGUAGAGAGAAAAUGCUCUAGUAAUUUUGUGACACUGCAUUUUCUCUUAAAUCUAAAUGUUUUUGUAAUUUUGUUUAAUGCUAAAAUUAGAUAAAAUUAUAACAUUCUACACCAUAUUUCAUUGCAAUGUUCUUCCUAGAAAAAACAUUAUUUCAUUUUAAUAGACAUACCCAGGCAUAUUAUAUUAUCUUAUUAUUAUUGCAUUGGUAAUUCAAGGCCACAUUCUGUUCUCUUAAAUGGAGUUUUCAAGCUCACGCUUGGAGAAUGAGGACGAAGUUGAAUAUCUGUGUACACAUAUUCCAAAUGACAACGAUUCAAUCGACGAAGAUGGACCUGAAUUUGAGUUGGAUGAUAAGGAGGAUAAUGAGCCACAAUACAAGAUGAUAGAUUUGAAUGAUAAAGUUGAAGAACCUAAAGAAUUAAUGAUGUUUGAUUCGUUGGAAGAAGUGGAAGAAUAUUAUAGGAAGUAUGGUCAGCAAGUUGGUUUUGGUGUGGUAAAAAGAACUGGAAAAAAGGGGAAAGAUGGAAGUCGUAGGUACAUAACCCUUGCAUGUAUUCGCCAAGGCAAACCAAAUAAAGGCAAAGAUGAUUGUACAAAGGCAGUUCCAAAAAUAAUUAGAAAGCAGUGUAAAGCCAGGAUUUGUGCGACAUUGAGUGCUGAUGGAAAGUGGUUUUUGAGUAAUGUUGUGGUGGAGCAUAAUCAUUGUUUAAGCCCAGAAAAAACAAGGUUUUUUAGAUGUUAUAAGAAUAUAGAUGCUGCGGUGAAAAGAAGGCUUGAGUUAAAUGAUAGAGCCGGAAUACGUACGAAUAAGAAUUUUAAUUCUUUAGUAGUUGAAAAAGGGGGGUAUGAGCAGCUUACUUUUGGAGAAAAAGAUUGUAGGAAUUAUAUUGAAAAGGCAAGAGAGCUUCGUCUUGGCAAAGGAGGUGCUCAGGCACUUCGUGAUUAUUUCAGUAGAAUGCAAAAGCAGAAUGAUGGGUUCUAUUAUGUGAUGGAUGUCGAUGAUGAUUGUAGGUUGCGUAAUGUGUUUUGGGCUGACGCACGAAGUAGGGCAGCGUAUGAAUUCUUUGGGGAUGUCAUUACGUUUGAUACGACAUACUUGACCAAUAGAUAUGACAUGCCAUUUGCUCCGUUUGUAGGUGUGAAUCAUCAUGGUCAGUCAAUACUAUUGGGGGCAGGACUAAUAUCAAAUGAGAAUACUGAAACAUUUGUUUGGUUGUUUAGCACUUGGUUAGAGUGCAUGAAUGGCAAAGCUCCAAGUGCAAUUAUAACAGAUCAAGAUAGGGCAAUGAAAAAUGCAAUUGCUAUAGUUUUCGCAGAGAAAACUCGACAUAGAUAUUGUUUGUGGCACAUUAUGAGAAAACUGCCAGAAAAGUUUGCAGCACAUGCUCAAUUCAAUGGCAUCAAGAGUGCCCUUAAUGUUUGUUUGUAUGAUUCUCAAAGUUGUGAUGAAUUCGAAGAAAAUUGGAAAAAUCUACUUGAGACUUAUGAACUUCAGGACAAUGCAUGGCUGAAUGGGUUAUAUAAUGAGCGGACUUUUUGGGUGCCCACAUAUAUGAAAGAUACAUUUUGGGCUGGAAUGAAUACUACACAGCGUAGUGAAAGUAUGAAUGCGUUUUUUGAUGGUUAUGUGCACUCACAGACCACACUAAAGGAAUUUGUUGAUCAAUUUGAUAAUGCUUUGAGGAAAAUGGUUGAGAAAGAGAAAAAAGCUGAUUUCGAUUCUUGGAACCGCAUGAUUCCAUGUUUAACCCCCUAUCCUUUAGAGGAGAAAUUUCAAGAUGUAUACACCAAUGCAAAGUUCAAAGAAGUUCAGGGAUGA